AUGGCAAGUCGCCUGAAGAAUGUCCCGAUGCUGACCUCACCAGAUCUAUAUUUUUUGAGCACCAAUCUAUGGCGAAGUUUCUUGAGCAAAUUGUGCUUCAUCCGACUACCAGAUCCCUCUGUCAUAUUGCACUUGUUCACUUUGUUGGCCUCAUCGCUCUUGAUCGGACUUAAUCUUUCGCAAUUCUACAUCGGCAAAGAGCUUCAGGGCAAUAUCAAUCAGGAUGGCACGAAGAUGUUGGCAUUGCAAAUCACGGCAAAAGUCCACGAGCUGCUCAUGCUUGCUUCUCUCGGCAAUAUCCUCUGGUCAUUUGUGCUGGACCACCUUGUCGCGUCCUCUGGCCUUCCACUUUGCACUCUCUCGGCCGGAGAUCGGUUCGGCGACAUCUCCUAUCUAUGGUCCCUCGAGUUCCGGACAGCCCUGCGAGCCCCUUUCCGGGGUAAAAGCGUCUUUCUUUUUCUAGCCAUUGUUUUCACAGUCCUGGGUAUCAUCGUGGGACCUGCAUCGGCAACGGCAAUGGCUCCCAACCUUCAGGACUGGCCCGCUGGACAGAUAACCGUCCCGCUGAACGUUUCCAGUGAUAGACUGUUCCCAUUGGUUCUCGAUCAAAACUCAAUGCCGAACAUGCAGUGCACGCAGCUGUGGUUGGAUUGCACACCCAACAGGACAUGGUCCUCGUUGACCACAAACCUCUUCUCCUUCUGGGGUCAGGUGGAUUUUGGGAAUUACCAGGGUAUGCCUGAGCUGGUCGGUCUGCCUGCCAGUCGCACAGCUCGAACAUUACGCACACGAUUUCGGGGACCGUUCAACCUAUUCCAGCCACAGUAUACUUCAGUCACAGUCCAGCCAGUCUGGGCAGCUAACAAAGUGAACGGCAUCCGACUACUAUGGUUUGCCAAUAAUCAUGUGGAAUGCCAUCGAGGACAUGGGUUCUGCAUCUACAAAGACAUUACAUGGGCGAUUCCGGUUCUUCAGCCCGUUGUGCGAACCUCGUGCGAACUUGUUCAGAACAUUGACGAGGUUCAUUUUCCAAGUAUGGCCGAGAACCUCAAUGUACAAGCAGGAGAUAAUCAAGGGGGAAUUUCUCCUGGUCCGCUCUCGCCGCAGCAUUUUCAACUGGUUGAAGUCGGUAACCAUCCAGCCAGCCAAAUAUCUGCCGGAGCCCUUCUACAACUAUCUAAGCCCGAAAAUGGCACCGACCCAGUCGUGUAUGCAUGCAGCAUCCAGGCUGAUUGGGCGAGAUCAAGUGUUGCCACUACCUUUUUAGGCUCGCCAUUCGUGGUCGAUGGCUACCCUGCCUCGUUUUUCGAGCCAAACGCAGAAGGUAGCACCUAUUCUGGCACCCGGAUCAAAAUCGAUCCAUCGUGGAGUUCAGCAUUGAAUCCAGUGGUUGACGGCGUCGAGAAUCAAACCGUUUUCGACAUGUUCUACUCGGCUGGGUCUGUGCCGGCUACAAGGGAGCACACGCAAGCGAAGAUUGAGGCGAUUCUGGCUGUGCUUGUGGCUGAAGGCAUGGCUUGGAUUGGGUCAGAAGCAGAUAUCGGCACUGGGAUUCCCGAGCAGAACCUGGCUUCGAUGUCGUGGGGUAACCUUUCUAAGCUCGAGUCUGUCCCCGACGCGCACAAGUUCGCCUUUGUCACGUCCAUUCUCGGCUAUGGCUAUGGAUUGCGCUCUGCUGAGGCCCUCUCGAUCGGUCGUUUGUUGUCUUUACUGUCUCUGGGCCUGUAUUGCGCAGUCGUCUCAACAUAUUUGAUCGUGGAGUUAGCAAGGACAAGGCAAAGCACACGGCUCUGGGACGGUAUGCUUCAGAUGGUGUCGCUUGCGUUGCGGAGUUCAACCGCUCAGCCCAACCUGGCGAGAGCAGGAGAUUUGAAGGGAAGAUCCCUCUUAAGAAGAACUGUGAGGAUAAUUGUGCACAACGGCUAUGCUGGAAUGGUGGUGGAGGAAAAUCAAGGACCGGGGGAAAUGCGCAAAUGA
Molecule: messenger RNA, 1977 nt
Organism: Fonsecaea pedrosoi CBS 271.37
Lineage: Eukaryota; Fungi; Ascomycota; Eurotiomycetes; Chaetothyriales; Herpotrichiellaceae
Exons: 2
Coding region: 1-1977 (658 amino acids)
Source: RefSeq, a predicted model, not a curated record